Molecule: messenger RNA, 1188 nt
Organism: Acanthisitta chloris (rifleman)
Lineage: Eukaryota; Metazoa; Chordata; Aves; Passeriformes; Acanthisittidae
Gene: CCDC71
Product: coiled-coil domain containing 71
Exons: 1
Coding region: 1-1188 (395 amino acids)
Source: RefSeq, a predicted model, not a curated record
AUGAAUAUUGCAGUGAACCAUGAGGAAGAAAAAGCUGUCCAUUCCUGGUCGAGAAUUUCCUCUGCAGGACAGAAGGUGCUGGAGGAAGCCCUCCGAGUCUUCAACCCAAUGUCCAAGGACCUUUCGGACACAGAGACACAGCUGGUGGCCUUCCUUCAGGGCCUGAAGGAGGAGGGCUACCAGCCCACGAUUCUGAGGAGUAAGGAUGUGUAUGGGUACAGCUCGUGCACGGCAGACACACCAAGCCAGAGGGAUGAGAACACCCUGCACGGCUGUGCUGGUGCCGCUAAGUCUGCUCGGAGUCCAUCGGGGAAUGCUGUGGCACAGGUAUCUGCUCUGCCCACCAGAGUUCCCGUGAGCUCUAUGAGAGUCUCUGCCCAGCCCGUCCCUAAAGGGGAUUCCACAAAUCUCCUCCUGAGCUCCUUGAAGCAGACAGGAUCUGGCACGUCCAAGGCAGCGGCAGUGGGCUUCCCUACCAGCAUGUAUCCCGAUGUGUAUCCAGCCAUGAGACUGUCGGUGGUGCUGGAAGCACUGGUGCCACUGAAAACGACAACAUCCUGUUUGGAGUCUAAGUACACACGAGGGCGUCUUGGGAUCUCACCCUCGGACAUUAAACUCCUCAAGGCUUCACGUUCUCCGAGGCAGUUUUCUUCAGGCAAGAGCACUAAGUUAUCUGAAGGCAAAGGGUACAAGCGUUCGGGAAAGAAAGCACCAGAUUCUGCCAGCCGAGCUUUAACCCUUCUGAAGAGACCAAAGGGUGGAGUGUUGCAGGAGAGCAAUGCCUGCAAAGCCUCGGGAAUUCUCAACGGGAGACUCACAGGCAGCUCCUCCCAGGGCUGUGCCACAGUGCCACAGCCAAAGACCUUGAAAAUCAAAGAUAUGGAAGGUCUGGUGGGAAAAACAGAGUGGAAGGACAGCAGCAGUUACCGGGAGAGCAUUGGGCAGAAGAAGAGAAGAGCUACAGAGACAAAAGAAGCACCGCAGAGGAAAAAAGCAAACACCAUUCCUGCCCAGAAGAAAACUCGACGGGCUCAGAGCACUUUGAACCUGCUGAAAUUCCGGACCAUCAAGGUGGGCAACUCUUCCUCUGAUGAUGAAGUGAGGAGGAAAGCACAGAAGAUUCUUAGGGUCAACCUGUCCCCUGUGAUCCGAAUUCAGCCCUUGUCCCACUCUCACAGUGUCCCCUGA